AUGAAUGCAAAAAGAUUUGCCACAAUUGCACAGCAUCUAUGCUCAGCUGAGAGACUAGCAAUUUACCAAGUGAUAUCAGACAGCAUAGCAAUUAUUACAAUAAAUCGUCCAUCAAGAUUAAAUUCUUUUAAUAAAGAUGUGUGGGAUCAAUUAAAUUCAUUUUUUCGACAAGCAGAAUCCGAUCCAAAUAUCAAAGUUAUCAUUAUAACAGGGGUUGGCUUUAAUGAAAGAAUUGACAGCGUCAUCAAUAAUUGUGAAUAA
This is a messenger RNA of Blepharisma stoltei, 261 nucleotides long. The record is from the annotation of a GenBank genome assembly. Lineage: Eukaryota; Ciliophora; Heterotrichea; Heterotrichida; Blepharismidae.